GGACCCUAAGAAACUCAAAAUCUGCAGCUAAUGUCCAUCGGAGUCCUAACCACGAGGUUGGUCACGUGAAAGCGUCUACCGGGAGACCCGCAGGGCUCGGCUUCCUGCAGAGUGCCUCACUUCGAAAAUGCCCCGGAAGUGCGUCUGCCCUCAGUAAAAAUGGCUGUGGCUCUUGGCUCGAAGGAGGCGGAGCUGCGCCUGCGCAACAAAUUCGGCGGGGAAGAUGGCGGAUGACAAGGAUUCGCUGCCCAAGCUUAAGGACCUGGCAUUUCUCAAGAACCAACUGGAGCACCUGCAGCGGCGUGUGGAGGACGAAGUCAGCAGUGGAGUGGGACAGGAUGGCUCACUCUUGUCUUCCCCGUUCCUCAAGGGAUUCCUGGCCGGCUAUGUGGUGGCCAAACUGAGGGCAUCAGCAGUAUUGGGCUUCGCUGUGGGCACCUGCACUGGCAUCUACGCAGCUCAGGCAUAUGCUGUGCCCAAUGUGGAGAAGACAUUGAGGGACUAUUUGCGGUCAUUGCGCAAGGGGCCUGACUAGCUCUGGAUCCCAUGGGAGAGGCAGGAUGAGCAGCUGGGACCUGGAGGAGACUUUCCAA
Tupaia belangeri chinensis (Chinese tree shrew) is the source of this 593-nucleotide messenger RNA. It is a transcript of the gene SURMIR, whose product is annotated as SLC35A4 upstream open reading frame protein. Bases 224 to 535 code for a protein of 103 amino acids. The transcript has 4 exons. NCBI's taxonomy places the organism in Eukaryota, Metazoa, Chordata, Mammalia, Scandentia, Tupaiidae. The record is from RefSeq and is a predicted model, not a curated record.